UGCGGCCCUUGCUGUCAAGAAGAAUCGCACAAGAGUGUGCCAAUUCUCUUUCAGGACCCUCGACACGACCUGUUUUGGCGGGAAGGAUAUGAAUGCCUGACAGAAACUUGCGAAUGCAAUAUGAUUCUGAAUGAUGAAGGGCCUUUCUACUCUUUCUACCUUUAUAUAAGCCUAGAUACUGAACAUAAGUCAGCAACGUCCUGUCAGCCGCGGUCAAAUCAGUCUUUGAGGUGAGGAUCAAGAGCUGGUACGCACUCAAGAUGGACACGACAGAGCCCACUCCGUUGGUGAACUCUGCAUUGUUGAGGCGAUAUCAAGGGAGGCGCGUGCGGUCGGUUCUGAAAAUUGUUGGGAGGACGAACGACGGCAUCCAGUGCUUGGCGGCUGACAACGGCACCGUCCUAGUGAGGCCUUCUCCCGGGGCACAGUAUGCGUCACCGUUCGUGGAAGUCAUUGGGGUCGUCGAGAACGAGACCACAAUCCGGGAAGACUCAUAUACGAACUUUGGUGAAAACUUUGAUAUGGGAACGUACAAUCAACUCGUAAACUUGUCCAAUGGGGAGCACUCACAUUUGUUCAUAUAGUCGCACUAGGCUUGAUGUUGGAUCGAUGACAUUCGAGUUUGUACAUUAGUUGAUUGAGCUCUUUGUUUUGAUGCGAUCAUAAAUAACGUGCUGCCACCACUAGAUGGUAUACAGUGAAAAGGAUCGGGUUCUUGCCUUUGAGAAUACUGGAGACCUGAAGGGAGUGACUGGUACCUAACCCGUUUUCAGCCACGUGUGGCAAGAUUGCGCAUGCACGAGUUGCCAGAAAUCAUCUCUGUCGCCCUCCUUACCUGCCCAGAUUAGAUCGACGGCAUAGGCAACGACUCAGCCAAUAGAGCAAUUCAGCAUGACCGAACAUGCUGUAAUGCGGCCAAGCACGCUUCACUCUAAUUUCAAGCUGUCAAUCUGAUCCUUUUUUGCACCAGUAACAAUUUCGUCCCUUAAGCGUCUAGCCUCGGUGGCAUACAGCACGAGCAUUCCACAUUGCACUUGGAUGGAUGGACA
Klebsormidium nitens is the source of this 1049-nucleotide messenger RNA. The record is from the annotation of a GenBank genome assembly. NCBI's taxonomy places the organism in Eukaryota, Viridiplantae, Streptophyta, Klebsormidiophyceae, Klebsormidiales, Klebsormidiaceae.